AUGGCUUCCUCGAGAGCUGUCGCCCGGCUCGCCGGCGCCUCUGCGCGCCAGAUCCCAGCUAUGCGGACCUCGGCCAUGCCCACCGCUCGUGCCGCCUUCGCGACCUCGACAAGGCUCUCGCCUCGCCAGCCUGCCCUGAGAACCUCUCGCCAGAUCUCGCACCAGCUUGCCAGGUCGUACGCCACCGAGGGUCCUUCUGCCACUCUCGCGCCCAAGCCCAAGAAGAAGCCCGGCAAGAUCCGGACAACCUUCAAGUGGCUGCGUCGCCUUACCUAUCUCUCUGUCCUCGUCGUCAUUGGUGGCAUCGUCUACGACGGCUACAUUGACAGGCACCCCGACGAGCAGUUCGAGCCGGACCCCAAGAAGAAGACCUUGGUUGUGCUCGGCACCGGAUGGGGCUCCGUUGCGCUGCUCAAGAAGCUCGACACCAGCAACUACAAUGUCAUCGUCAUCUCGCCUCGCAACUACUUCCUCUUCACUCCUCUGCUCCCCUCGUGCACCACUGGCAACAUUGAGCACCGUUCCAUCAUGGAGCCCGUCCGCCAGAUCCUCCGCCACAAGAAGGCCUCGGUCAAGUUUUACGAGGCUGAAGCUACCAAGAUCGACGCCGAGAACAAGGUCAUCACCAUCACCGACAACAGUGAGGUCCAGGGUGCUACUGCCACCACUCAGGUUCCCUACGACAUGCUCGUGAUUGGCGUUGGCGCCGAGAACGCCACCUUUGGUAUUCCCGGUGUCCGCGAGCACAGCUGCUUCCUCAAGGAGAUUCCCGAUGCCCAGGCUAUCCGUACCAAGAUCAUGGAUUGUGUCGAGAGUGCGGCGUUCAAGGACCAGCCUGAGGACGAGGUCUCUCGGCUCCUUCACAUGGUUGUUGUUGGCGGUGGACCCACCGGUGUAGAGUUCGCCGGAGAGCUUCGCGACUUCUUCGACGAGGAUAUUAGCAAGCUCAUUCCCGAGAUCGCCCCCAAAUUCAAGGUUACUCUGAUCGAGGCUCUGCCCAAUGUUCUGCCCAUGUUCAGCAAGCAGCUCAUCGACUACACCGAGAAGACGUUCAAGGAGGAGCAGAUUGAGAUCAAGACCAAGGCCAUGGUCAAGAAGGUCACCGAUAAGACUGUCGAGGCCGAGGUUACUGGCCCCGAUGGUAAGAAGGAAAUCAUCACGAUCCCCUAUGGUCUCCUGGUUUGGGCUACUGGCAACGCUGUCCGCCCUGUCAUCAAAGACCUCCUGUCGCAGAUUCCCGCCCAGAAGGACUCGAGACGCGGCCUGGCUGUCAACGAGUAUCUGGUCGUCCAGGGUACCCGUGACAUCUGGGCUGUUGGUGACUGCGCCGUUGCUGGCUAUGCUCCUACCGCCCAGGUCGCCUCGCAGGAGGGUGGUUUCCUCGCUAGACUGUUCAACAACAUGGCCAAGACGGAGGAGCUUGAGACACAGAUUCGGGAGCUCAGCACCGGUCUCAACCUCAAGCCAGGUAACGCUGCCGAGGUCGCCACCCAGAUCGAAUCCGCCGAGCGCCAGCUCCGCCGCAUCAAGGACGUCAAGCCUUUCCACUACUCCCACCAGGGCAGCUUGGCCUACAUUGGUUCGGAGAGAGCCGUCGCCGAUGUUUCCUGGUUCAACGGCAAUGUUGCCUCCGGUGGCAAGCUCACCUACCUAUUCUGGCGCAGUGCCUACUUGAGCAUGUGCUUCAGCACACGCAACCGUGUCCUCGUUGCCCUCGACUGGGUCAAGGGCAAGGUCUAUGGACGUGAUGUCUCACGUCUGUAA
Molecule: messenger RNA, 1764 nt
Organism: Microdochium trichocladiopsis
Lineage: Eukaryota; Fungi; Ascomycota; Sordariomycetes; Xylariales; Microdochiaceae
Exons: 3
Coding region: 1-1764 (587 amino acids)
Molecular function (GO): NADH dehydrogenase activity
Source: RefSeq, a predicted model, not a curated record